AGUUGUAGUCCCGGCCCUGCAGCAGCGGCGGUGUCGGUGAACGGGCAGCGGGCGGGGACCGAACUACCCGCGGCCGGGAGGAAGCGGGGCCGGGCUCGGGAGCGGGGCCGCGGCCCGGGAGCGGGAUGCGGUGGCGGUCCGGGCCGCUGCCUCGCUGCCUGAGGCAACACCAUGCACCCGGCUGUGGCGGUGGGGCUGGUGUUCGGCGGCUGCUGCAGCAACGUGGUGUUCCUGGAGCUGCUGGCCAGGCAGUUUCCAGGAUGUGGGAACAUAGUGACAUUCUCCCAGUUCCUAUUUAUUGCAGUGGAAGGCUUUAUCUUCGAAACCAACUUUGGGAGGAAGAAGCCAGCCAUACCAAUAAGGUACUAUUUCACUAUGGUGGCCAUGUUCUUCACUGUCAGUGUGGUGAAUAACUAUGCCCUGAACUUAAAUAUCGCCAUGCCACUGCACAUGAUCUUCAGAUCGGGUUCUCUCAUAGCAAGCAUGGCUCUAGGUAUCAUCAUUUUGAAGAAAAGAUACAGCGUAUCUAAAUACACAUCCAUAGCCCUGGUGUCCGUGGGGAUCUUCACCUGCACUUUCAUGUCUGCAAAGCAAGUGGCAUCCGACUCCAGCUUAAACGAAGAGGAUGGACUCCAGGUUUUCUUGUGGUGGCUGCUAGGUAUUGCUGCACUCACCUUCGCACUCCUCAUGUCCGCCAGGAUGGGGAUUUUCCAGGAGACUCUGUACAAGCGGUUUGGGAAGCACUCCAAAGAGGCCCUGUUUUACAAUCACGCGUUACCACUCCCUGGCUUUCUGCUUCUUGCCCCCAACAUCUACCACCAUGCAGUCCUCUUCAGCCAGUCAGAGCCAUUCCAGGUCCCAGUGAUCGGCCUGACCCUGCCAAUCAUGUGGUUCUACCUCCUCAUGAACGUCAUCACUCAGUACGUCUGCAUCCGCGGCGUGUUCAUCCUCACCACGGAGUGCACCUCCCUCACGGUCACACUGGUGGUGACGCUCCGCAAGUUCGUCAGCCUCAUCUUCUCCAUCCUCUACUUCCACAACCCCUUCACAGCCUGGCACUGGCUGGGCACUGCCUUCGUCUUCAUGGGGACUCUCAUGUACACCGAGGUGUGGAACAGCCUCGGGCCCUUCCUGGCUCGCUGGAGGAGGAGGUCAAAGGAGGAGUAACAGCCUGGGACCUCUCUGCAGGGACCUUUUUAUUGUUUUAUAGAGCAGAGCAGCAGGGAAUGCCCCAGAAGGGGUUGUUUUCUAACACAGGGGAGGUGUUGGCUGUGCCAAGCUCCUGGGAAGCAUGGAGCCUCCCCUGGGAACCCACUGAAAUGGAUCAUGGAGGGACAAUGUGGUUAUUUUUGCAACCCUUUUCGCUUCCAACUUCUCCCCCUGUUUUCCCAUUUGAAGAACCCUUUGUAAGUAAUGGAAAAGCUGACCCAGUUCUCCUUUAGGAGCCCAGCCUUGUGGUGCUGUUGUCCACCCUUCCACCUUCAAUGAGCUGGGCUCUGAGCCUCUUUGGUGCCAUCCUUUAAUGUCCAGGGGAGCUGCUAUGUGUGCAGCAGGUUGUUGGUUACACUGGAGAUUCCAGGCCUGGCUGUUAACCUGAUCCUGUUACCCCUGUGCUCUGCUCCUGUAGAGCCUUCCAGUCUGCCCAGUAGGUCCUUCACUGGGGAGUGGCUCAGGGGGCUGAUUCCCAAGCCAGCAAGUUCCCAUCACUGACAGCAGGGAGUAGUUGAAGUGCUUUGAGGCUUUGCUGAUUCAUAGGAUGGUUGGGGUUGGAAGGCACCUUCUAAGCUCAUCCAGUCCAACCCACCUGCAGUGAGCAGGGACAUCUUCAGCUAGAUCAGAGUCCUCAGGUGUUGCUGUGAUACUUCACCAGCCAGAAGGUGUCCUGGGUUCUUCCUGCCCCUGUUAGGUCUUCAGUAGAGGUCACUUUCCAGUUGCUUCCCACUUUUCCCCUUAUCACAGUCAUGUACAGUGGGUUUUGUUAACAACAGCCUGUGCUGAGCCCCCAGUGCACCCAUGAUCCCCCCCAGAUCCAGCCCCACCUCAGGGUUCAAAUGAUGCCAAGGAACUUAAGGGCCAGUACAGCUGAGCUUAUUUCUGCUGCUGGGGGCUGGUUUUACUGUCCCUUCACCUGGAUCUCUUCUCCGGCCCCUUGGGCAUCAGCAUCGCUUGUGGCAUUUCUGUGCAUCGUAGCAGCAUCCAACUGGUGCAGGAUUGGUGCCUCCAAGAGCUUUGGAUGUGUGAGUGCAGGCAAUGUGUGGCCAGCAAUUCGAGGAGCAGCAGCUGCAGCUCUUCUGGGAGCUGCUCAGUGGUGGGCAGAGCAAAUUGUCUCAGCUUUGGAGCACAAGGAGCACUGUUUUGUGCUGCCUCAGUUGUCCUGGAGCACCUUGUUCCCAUCCUCAUGAUGCUGUCCCUGCUCUGCUGUGAUAGUUAAAGGAUCCAGAAUGUCAACUUCAUUCACGUCCAGCUUGGCCAAGGACGGACUGUUACUCCACCACCCAGCAUCCCAAUAGCUUUCCAACCCAUCUCCCACUGUUAGAGCUGUAUCCAGCCCAUCCUGAGCAAUGGCCACCUUUCCAAAACCUCCUCCGUGAUGGUUUGGUUGCUGUUUUUUACCUGUGCCACAGACAUGCCCCUUCCUGGCUUCUUGCUCACCACAGUCUAAUCAUUGGUGAGUGGAAAAGGGGAAGCCUUGAUGCAGUGCAAGUGCUGAAGCACUGGUGUGUUGUCAGUAUGGUUUUAGCCACCAACCCAAAGCCCAGCAGUGUAUGGACCACUCUGGAAAUGAUUAACUGCAUCCCAACAGUGGUAUGAUGCUGAUGGGACCCACGGCUCCUUCCUGAGGUGCUGUGAAGGGUUUUGAUUUUCCUGAGCCUGGGAAUCCUCUUAGUUCUUGAGUGUCAGACAUGGCAUGUGUCCAAGGAUUCAAUAGAGGGGGACACUGGUUCCCAGCACCUCCUAUGGGUCAGCUCCCCCUUCCAUCUCCUUGCAUGGGCUCCAGGAUGAAGGGUAUUGCUCCUCAAAGCUGUUAACACAGAGCUUCAGCUGCAAUGGGGAGAGAGGAGAAGGCACCACCAAUUCAGCAUCAGAGACUGAGUAAGUGGUGGGGAUUUAGCAGAGCAAUAGCUGAGCAGUGCCUGAGUGAGAGUAACCUGUACAUAGACACUCACCAGGUCACUCUUUGUUUCAAGAUCACAUCUUGUCUCCAGUUCCUGUCCUACUGGUUCAUUCGGGGCUAUUGGGGUUUCCUUCUUUUAGCCAUGUGCUGUCCUUGGCCUUCUCUCAUACCAAGUGUCAACAAUGGGUUGGGAUUCAUUGUUGUCAGGGGUAUUUUUAUGUGACUCGUGUCUUUCUGUAUAUUUAUAACUCUUACAGUGUCAUAGAAGAUGCAGUGAUUCCCUUCCUGCUGCAGGAGAGCACUGAGCUUGCCCA
Neopsephotus bourkii (Bourke's parrot) is the source of this 3429-nucleotide messenger RNA. It is a transcript of the gene SLC35B4, whose product is annotated as solute carrier family 35 member B4. Gene Ontology annotation, molecular function: UDP-N-acetylglucosamine transmembrane transporter activity; UDP-xylose transmembrane transporter activity. The transcript is spliced from 10 exons. NCBI's taxonomy places the organism in Eukaryota, Metazoa, Chordata, Aves, Psittaciformes, Psittacidae. Gene Ontology annotation, cellular component: Golgi membrane; endoplasmic reticulum membrane. The record is from RefSeq and is a predicted model, not a curated record. Gene Ontology annotation, biological process: transmembrane transport. Bases 172 to 1167 code for a protein of 331 amino acids.